AUGGCUGCAUCAAUUCCAAAAUAUCACACACUAACUACAGUUGAAGAAUUUCGCAAAACGACUAAUGAGCAUUUUUCGAAAGAAAUUAGUGAUGAUAAACAAUUCGAUACAAACGAUAUAAAACGUUUUAAUGAAAACGAUGAUUAUGCAUUGAUGAUUAUACAACAUGGACAAACUGCUAAAACAUUUGACGAACCAAAAGCAUUACGCUGUUUUCAUGAUACGAUGAUAUGGCGAAAGCAAAAUAAUAUCUAUGAUGUUUCACUCGAUCAAUUUCCAGCAACUUAUUUAGAAAGACGUGCAAUCUAUUAUAAAAAUCAUGACAUUAACAAUCAUCGGUUAUUGCAUUAUGUUGUUCGUACGUUUAAUAAAGGAGAGUUAGAUAAUGAGAUGGUGAAACGCUUCAUGGCAUAUAAUUUUGAAGAACAUAUCCGAACAUAUCCUGGCCAAAGAAUUGUUAUACUUUUUGAUAUGACUGACACGGGUCUUAGGCAUUUGGAUUAUGAUCUGGUUAAAUUUGUUAUUAGUGCUUUACUAUAUUAUUUCCCAGGACUACUCUCGUAUUUUUUGGUCUAUAAACUUCCAUUCAUUCUACAAGCGGCUUGGAAACUAAUUAAAACAUGGAUGCCAACAGAAACACAGAAUGGUGUUAAAUUUGUAGAUGAAAAAACAAUCACACAAUAUGUUGCACUUGAUCAAUUGUCGAAAGCAAUGGGUGGUACUUCAAGUGAUGAGUCUUAG
Rotaria socialis is the source of this 741-nucleotide messenger RNA. NCBI's taxonomy places the organism in Eukaryota, Metazoa, Rotifera, Eurotatoria, Philodinida, Philodinidae. The record is from the annotation of a GenBank genome assembly.